UCAUCGCCACGUGAGCAAGGGGGUGGGCUACGGAACCAUUUCCUACUUGUUCCAAGAAUCACCAAAGGAUCUCUCUCACAAACGAGAACAAAACCCUAAUUUUUGAGCUCAAAAUCCAUAAGGAAUAAGCGUGUCUUUAUGCCCAGCGCACUGAUUUAAGCUGGUUUUUUGCCACUCUUUCUUUAACAAUAGUCCAAAGUGAAAACCAGAUUCUGCUAAUUUAUACACGAGGUUAUGAUUGUACCUUCGGUCAAUUGUUCCCGAGGCAUAGGCGUGGGUUUCUGAAUUUAUUGGAGUUUUUAGCUGGAAACAUUUGUCUGCAGCUAGUGUUUUUCAGAGCUCUGUUCUUGUCUAAGAGAUGCAUGAAUUGGUUGCAGAAGCAGCUAUGAAUCACUCUUAAUAAGUUUUGGGUUUUUUUUUUUUUUUGAGGAAUAUAGUAAAGUCAAAGAAGACAAAUUUACUGGAACUUUGGUUCCUUUUCAUGUUUAUAAAAGGUGGAAUUAGCUCAAAUUGAUACUUUUAGAUUCAGAUUCUGUUCAGGCAGUGUCUCAGUCAAACUUGAACCAUUUCAGGCUUCUGUGGAGAAUUCAAUUGAAGAGACGUUUUUACUGGUAUUUGGGGACUUUUUUAUGUUUAAUAGAGGUGAAGUUAUUUUUGAUUGGUAGCUUUAGGUUUGGAUUCUGGUUAUGUGAUGUCUGGUUCAAACAAAAGGUGGAUCGAUGGCCUUCAAUACUCAUCUCUCUUCUGGCCUCCUCCACAAGAUCAACAGCAGCGACAGGCACAAAUUAUGGCUUAUGUUGAACUUUUCGCACAGUUCACAUCAGAACAUUUCCCUGAUGACAUCUCAGAGCUUAUCCAGAGCCGUUAUCCAAGCAAAGAAGUUUGCCUUUUGGAUGAUGUGUUGGCAAUCUUUGUUCUUCACCAUCCUGAACAUGGGCAUGCAGUUAUUCAUCCAAUACUUUCAUGUAUAAUUGAUGGGACUUUGAUAUAUGAUAAAGGAAACCCUCCUUUCAGUUCUUUUAUAUCUUUGUUCAGCCCAAGUAGUGAGAAGGACUAUUCUGAGCAGUGGGCUCUGGCAUGUGGAGAAAUAUUGAGGGUGUUGACUCACUAUAACCGACCAAUAUUUAAGGUUGAAAAGCAGAACUGUGAAUUAGAAAGGAGUAGCAGUGGUAACUAUGCUACAACUAGCAGUGGCAGAGAAGGAAAAGCCUGCCAUCCACUUCUGAUGGAACCUGAAAAGAAACCAUUAAGGCCUCUCUCUCCAUGGAUUACAGAUAUAUUGCUUGCUGCCCCUCUGGGUAUUAGAAGUGAUUACUUUCGUUGGUGUGGUGGUGUCAUGGGUAAGUAUGCAGCUGGUGGAGAGCUCAAACCACCUACAACAGCUAGUGGUCGUGGAUCUGGCAAGCAUCCUCAACUUAUGCCUUCAACUCCACGAUGGGCUGUUGCAAAUGGAGCUGGUGUUAUUUUAAGUGUUUGUGAUGAAGAGGUUGCCCGUUAUGAAACUGCAAAUCUGACAGCAGCUGCUGUUCCUGCACUGUUACUUCCUCCACCAACAGCUGCUGAUGAGCAUUUAGUCGCUGGAUUACCUGCCCUUGAGCCAUAUGCCCGUUUAUUUCAUCGUUACUACGCAAUAGCAACUCCAAGUGCAACACAAAGGCUUCUCCUUGGCCUUCUAGAAGCUCCACCCUCAUGGGCUCCAGAUGCACUUGAUGCUGCUGUACAACUUGUGGAACUCCUUCGAGCAGCUGAAGAUUACGCAACCGGCAUGAGGCUUCCAAGAAAUUGGAUGCAUCUGCAUUUUCUUCGUGCAAUUGGCAUUGCUAUGUCCAUGAGAGCAGGCAUUGCGGCAGAUGCUGCAGCAGCAUUGCUUUUUCGUAUACUUUCACAGCCUACUUUGCUUUUUCCACCUCCAAGGCAUACUGAAGGAAUUGAAGUUCAAAAUGAACCUCAGGGUGGAUCGAGUUCAGCCUAUAGAAAGCAGGUUGAAGUCACUGCUGCUGAAGCUACUAUUGAGGCUACAGCACAAGGGGUUGCCUCACUAUUAUGUGCCCAUGGCCCUGAGGUUGAAUGGCGGAUUUGCACCAUAUGGGAAGCUGCUUAUGGUUUGCUCCCUUUAAGUUCAUCAACUGUCGAUCUUCCUGAAAUAGUAGUUGCUACUCCACUCCAACCGCCUGUUUUAUCAUGGAAUCUCUACCUACCUCUCCUAAAGGUGUUAGAAUAUCUUCCUCGAGGUAGCCCAUCUGAAGCUUGCCUGAUGAGGAUAUUUGUAGCUACAGUUGAAGCGGUUCUUCGAAGAACAUUUCCACCUGAAUCCUCGAAAGAACAAACCAGAAGGCCUAGACACCCUCAUGGGGGUAUCGGCUCUGCCUCUAAAAACUUGGCAGUUGCAGAGCUUCGCACAAUGGUACACUCACUGUUUAUUGAAUCUUGUGCUUCUAUGGACCUUGCAUCUCGGCUUCUAUUUAUUGUGAUUACAGUUUGUGUGAGCCAUGAAGCUUUACCAGAAGGGAGCAAAAAACCCACAGGUGGUGAGAUUGGUCCCUCGGAUGAAGGCCCAGAAGAGAAACAGAUAGCGCUAAAUGCCAAACGAACAAUUGGGAGGAACAAAACUAUCAAAAAGCAAGGCCCAGUUGCUGCAUUUGAUUCUUAUGUAUUAGCAGCCGUUUGUGCUCUAGCUUGUGAGCUUCAAUUGUUUCCUUUAAUUUCACAGACUAUUAAAUGCUCAGACUCAAAAAAUUCUUUAACCAGCGCUCCGGCUGCAAAUAUUAAUGGAGGUCCUAAUCAAUUACAAAAUGGUAUAUGCUCUGCAAUUUCUCAUACCCAUAGGCUAUUAGGAAUUCUAGAGGCCUUAUUUUCAUUGAAGCCAUCAUCAGUGGGCACAUCGUGGCAUUAUGGUUCAAAUGAGAUCGUUGCUGCUGCCAUGGUGGCUGCUCAUAUUUCAGAAUUAUUUGGGAGAUCAAAGGCUUGUACGCAUGCUCUUUCUGUUUUAAUGAAGUGCAAAUGGGAUAAUGAAAUUCACACUAGGGCCUCUUCGCUCUAUCACCUUAUCGACAUCCACGGCAAAGCUGUUGCCUCCAUUGUAGACAAGGCCGAACCACUUGAAGCAAAUAUAGUGCAUGCCUCAGAUAGGAAUGAUGCUCCUAUAUCCUUUAAAGGUAGAAAGCAUAUUAAAUCAUCAAGCUUUGAAGAGGAUAACAUACCACAUGAGAAGACUGAAAGUACUAAAGAGUCGGAAGAAUUCCUAAAAAGUGAAAAAGCAAACUUCUUAACAGAUGUCAUGCUCAGUGGCUCGGGGAAGAGUAUUGCUGGUGUGACUGUGGAUGCAUCAGACCUUGCUAAUUUUCUCACCAUGGAUAGAUAUUUAGGCAUUAAUUGUAAUGCGCAGAGCCUUUUAAGAUCAUUUCUUGCUGAGAAGCAAGAGCUAUGUUUUGCUGUUGUGUCUUUGUUGUGGCAUAAGUUGAUUGCAACCCCUGAAACACAAAUGAUCAUAGAAAGCACAUCUGCCCAACAAGGUUGGAGGCAGGUUGCCGAUGCUUUAUGCAAUGUUGUCGUGGCAUCACCAGCGAAAGCAUCAACUGCUGUAGUUCUUCAGGCGGAAAGGGAUUUGCAGCCCUGGAUUGCUAGAGAUGAUGGCCAAGGACAUGAGAUGUGGAGAAUCAACCAACGUAUAGUCCAUUUGGUGGCAGAGCUCUUGCGAAAUCAUGAUGCUCCGGAAGCAUUGAUGAUUUUAGCCAGUGCUUCCGAUCUUCUUCUUCGUGCUACUGAUGGUAUGCUUGUUGAUGGAGAAGCCUGCACGUUACCACAGCUAGAGCUCCUAGAAGCGACAGCCAGAGCCGUGCAACUUUUCCUUAGUUGGGGGGAGUCUGGUUCCUCUGUUGCAGAUGGCCUUUCAAACCUAUUGAAGUGUCGUCUACCUGCCACCAUCCAUUGCUUGUCUCAUCCAAGUGCCCAUGUUCGUGCCCUUAGCACUUCACUUCUUCGAGACAUUCUUAACAUUGGUUCACCAAAGUCCAACUUUGCAGAAGAAGACAUUAGGGGAAUCCCUGUACCCCCAUAUCGAAACAUAAGCAUAGGCACCAUCGAUUGGCGCUCGGACUUAGAGAAAUGCUUGGCAUGGGAAGCUCGUAAUAGGAGAGCGACUGGCAUGACCCUCACAUUUCUUUCUGCUGCUGCCAAAGAGUUAGGGUGUGCUAUUUCUGUCUAAAUUAUCAAGACUGAAAUCUAUGACAGAUUCCACGAGACAGAACUGUUACAUUAGCUGAUCUUCUGAUCCAAUAGAGAGUAACCCAUCGUAUCUUACACGAUUUUAACUGCCAAUUUAGCUUUAUGUGGCCGAUAUACAACGAGGCCAAACAUUUCUUGUUAGUCAAGAGCAUUUGUAUGUAAUCAUAAAUGUACGAUUUUGAGGAAGCGGUAGAGAUUGCUUCCAACUUAUUCUUGUAGAUAUGUAGUGGUAAUAAUAGCGUUGUAUCCGUCUGGUUCUUGUAUCAUGGAGGGAUCACAAUGAUGAAAUGAAGACCCGAGAUUUGGUCGUUUUGGUUA
Messenger RNA from Amborella trichopoda, 4542 nucleotides. The record is from RefSeq and is a predicted model, not a curated record. Lineage: Eukaryota; Viridiplantae; Streptophyta; Magnoliopsida; Amborellales; Amborellaceae.